Molecule: messenger RNA, 5204 nt
Organism: Lonchura striata (white-rumped munia)
Lineage: Eukaryota; Metazoa; Chordata; Aves; Passeriformes; Estrildidae
Source: RefSeq, a predicted model, not a curated record
GUCGUCUAAAAUGAUAGAUUGAUAGCUCUCAUGCUGAAACGGAUGGAUUUAGUGCCCAAAAAGCUUGCAUUUUUUUGUCUGGCUUGUCUUGGAAAUAGUGAGGGCUCCUAUAUUGUUGGAGAAGUUGCUCCCAGUUACUUUUGACUGUAAAGCCAUAUGUGAAAUCUGUGUCUUCUUGCUGCACUAGUGCUGACUGCAAAAGUAUGGAGGUAGAUCACAAAAACCCCAAACCAUCAGGUUCGGGGGGUGUUUGAACAAAAAAUUAUCUUUUUCAGCAUAGGAGUGUUUAUGUAACUCUCUUAAUUCCUUUUGCUAGUGAGGUGGUACUUCCACCAUGAGGCCUGGUUUGGCUCAAGAGAUUUUUGAUGCUUUCCUCUGUUUUGACAAUGUGGAGUGUGGGAUAUCUGCAGUAAAUAAGGGGCUGUGCUCUGCCUACCACGUCUCCUAAGACCUGGUUUGGGGGUAAACAUGAGUGAUACUGUGCUCAGAUGCUGUGGCUUUAAUGGCCUCGAUUAUUGUAUGUAAUGGAAGGGCUUCGUUAAUACCCAUAGCAACUGCUUGAAAUUUUAGUGUGAACAAGCCAGUUGAGACAAGCAGAGGAAGAUUUGACAGCUCGGAAUAAGAUGUCCCAAUGUAAUAUCAGCUUGAAGAAGCAGAGGAGUCGAAGUAUCUUUAGCACCUUAUUCUGCUGCUUUCGUGACUACAAUGUCGAGCCACCAUCCACCAACAGCACCAGUGCUCUGCCUCCUUUGGUGGAGGAGAAUGGAGGACUUCAGAAGGGUGACCAGAUGCAGGUCAUGCCUAUACCAAGUGGAAUUUACUAUUUCCACGGGACUGAAGCAGUGCAGCAGUCGUUUCACUACAAGCCACCAGCUAAAUACCUCCUGCCAGAACUGACAGCAUCAGACUAUGGGAAGAAGUGUGUGGUCAUUGAUUUAGAUGAAACUUUAGUGCACAGUUCAUUUAAGCCAAUUAGCAAUGCUGAUUUCAUCGUUCCUGUUGAAAUUGAUGGAACCAUACAUCAGGUUUAUGUGUUGAAACGACCACAUGUGGACGAGUUUCUUCAGAGGAUGGGAGAGCUCUUUGAAUGUGUACUCUUCACAGCCAGUCUAGCCAAGUAUGCAGACCCAGUAGCUGACUUACUGGAUCGCUGGGGUGUGUUCAGGGCAAGGCUCUUUAGAGAAUCCUGUGUUUUCCACCGAGGGAAUUAUGUGAAGGAUCUGAGUCGACUGGGCCGUGAGCUGAGUAAAGUUAUUAUAGUAGAUAAUUCUCCUGCAUCUUACAUCUUCCAUCCUGAAAAUGCAGUGCCUGUGCAGUCCUGGUUUGAUGACAUGACAGACACAGAGCUGCUAGAUCUUAUUCCUUUCUUUGAAGGACUAAGCAAAGAGGAAGAAGUUUACAGUAUGCUUCAUAAACUCUGCAACAGGUAGCCCUUAACUCUGAGUGACUCCUGCUCCUAGGUUGCAGUUGCUAGAGGCUGUCUCCAUCUCUUUCAGCUCUUUCAAAUGUAAGCUUUGGGGAGGUCACCCCAGUCAGAAGUGCUACUCUCGAUCUUCCUGUUACAUUGGACACGAAGGACAAUCACGAGUGAUGCUAUUAAGCCUUCAGAAGCCUGACUCCUAAGGUCUUGUGUUCAGACUACUUUUUUAAAGGAAAAAAAAAAAAGCUAUUUUGAAUGGGACUCUUUUAAUUAAUUUCAUAAAUGGACAUCUUUUACUGGAUCAGCUUUUCUUAAAACAUGCCAAAAAAAGAAGCUUGUAUUUCAGCAGUUGAAUUUCUCUCCCUUUCUUCCCCUCCCACUAUGCAGACAAUUUUACCCCCCUGCUUAGAGCAGUUGACCUGACUCUGAAUUUUUUCUUACAGAAUGAAGUGCCUUUUUGAAUGUUAUUUUAAGAUAAAAAUUCAUUUUUGUAUAAGACGUAUUUCCAGACAUCUUUUAGUCUUGUAUUGUCUAAAUGCUUUAAAAGGAAAAAGGAAAAAAAAAUUUAUAGAGCACUGUAAUAUAUAACAAAGGAAAAAGUUGAAACCAAGAUGCUGGGUUCCUGUCUCCACGAUGACAAUAAGUUGUGUUACUCUUUGUCAUGCUCAGAAGGUUCAGGCAGUCGUGGGAGGGUGAACUGGGGUCAUUAACAUGGUUGUUUCACUGAUGAGGAUUUUGGGCACAGUUUUAAAUCAUAUCUGCAGUUGUUUGAGUAUUUAGGGAGUGAUGGAGUUGAGGAAAUCAGGUGGCUGAUAAACCUAAAGCACCUUGAAUUCCAGACAGAUGAAGUUCUGCUGUCUCUGCUUACGCACAACUGCCAUGCCUCUUCUUUUUUGGAAAACCAUUCUCUUGGGAGAAUGGUGAGGAGAUCUAUUUAUUAGCUUAAGAUUCUUUUCUCAAAACAACCCAUCUGGGUAAGCUGGAUCUACAUUGAGCUGUUUGGAGUACUUUUUUCUUUUAAUUGCUGCUACUGUAUACUCACCAAAUGGAGUUGACCAUCGGCUGUUAUACUGUUUUUGCCACUGUGCCUGUGCUGUGAGACAUUUUCUGUAAGCUGCAAACUUGGGCAAUAAAUAAAAUGCAGGCUUCAUAACCCACCCCUAUGGAUUAAUCCAUUGGUAUCUGAUAUACCAGUUCAAGGUGACCUGUAAAGGAUUUUUCUUUUUUUUUUUUUUUUUUUUUUUUUUUUUUUUUUUUUUUUUUUUUUUUUUUUUUUUUUUUUUUUUUUUUUCAAUUAAGAUGAAGCCCUCUCCUUUCUUUGAUACAGGAAAAUGCAGGAAGUUUGUUGCCCACACCUUUGAUUUAUAUUUCUUUUUCCCCAAGGUGUAUGGUACAGAUUAUGAGCUGUAUCAAGUCUUGCUGGAAGGGCAGAAGUUACUAGCCUAGACUAAAAUUGGUUUUGGAGUUGAGUUAGACUCAUCUCAGAAUCUGAGAGCCUGCUUAACAUCUUCUGCAGUGCCAUAGGUAUUUCAGAUGAAUGUUUUUUAAAUAUUUUAUGCCUUUGAAGAACAAGGCACACCUUUUUUUCCUUCCCCCUUUCCAGUGUCACCUUUCAGUUACUGUCCACAGCAGAAAUCUGCAAACUUAAAAAGUGCAGCUGUGUUUGGCUGUCAUCAGAGAAGACUAAACAGAUUAUUUGGUGCUUCUAAUUAGCCUCGUGCUAAAUUCUGAAUUGUAGACCCCCUUUGCCUUUUCUCUUUUCCCCAAAAAGUCCCGAUGACUUGGGAAAAAAACAAAUUUCUUUGUGAUGGACUUGGGGCUUGUGAUCCUUGUCUCAAAAACAUUGGUGAAGCAGCUUAACAAAUGCAUGUGAGAGGGGCAGGCCAGUGGGUUGUGGUGGGUGCAGUAUCAGACUGAGCCCCCCUUGCAGUGCAGCUGUGCCCCAGCUGUGCUCCAGCUGUGGCUGGGCCCAGCGGUGCUGGAGGCAGUCCCGUCACACCCGUGAGUCUGUAGGGCAUCACCCUUUUGUUUCUUAACCAGCUGGCAUCACCUUAGUACUGUAUAAAUCUGUGCCACAACAAAAAGACAGAACAUCGAAUUUAAAAAUGAAAAAUUAAAACAAAAAAAAAAGCCUACUUUGUUUAAAAUAUAACAAAAAAAAAAACUUUAAAAAGGACGUAUGGAUUCUGGUUAGUCCAUUAACGUUUACUUUCAGUUUAAGAUGGUUUAAUUUUGUAUUUGACUCCAGAGUAAUGAAACUGUAAGCUGCCAAAAAAAAAAAAAAAAGUUGUUCUCUGAGCAGUAUUUUCAACUGUGCCUGGGCUCCUGGGCCCCAGUGCAGUUUGCAGGGAAGUAUUCAGGUUGUAGUUAGUCGUGCAGGUAUGAGAGGAAUGGCUGAAGAAAUUCAAAGACUUUUUCUUGUUAGCAUUAGACCAAACAAUCAGACAAUGAAUAAAUAACCCACGAGACAGGGCCGUGUGACAGUUGUGACCUGUUGGACGUGAGACAAACCAUGUCACCCGUUUGCAUCUCUGGAAAAAGCGAUUUCGUGAACCAGUUGCCUUAAGUCUGUGAAUGAAUGUUGAUUAUAUUAUUAAAGUGUCUUGUAUUGUUUUCAAAUCCACAUAGAAUGGGCAACUGAACUUCUGCACCAGCCUCUGGAGGAACGGUUCUGAUGAUGUGCUGUACAACCAUACUUGUACUGUAUUAUUUUGGCUCUUAAAACCCCCAAAUUUUUAAAAAAACCCAACUUACUGUAACUUACUACAGCAUUAAAAUGACACUUGGUGACAAUAAAGAGACAAAAAGCGUAGCACAGCUUUGAUCUCUGUUCAUAUUAAGAGCAUUUUCUCUAAGUUCUGAUCAGCCCUAUUUUUUGUAACCCACCCAAUUCAUAUGGGAGUAGAACUCUGCAGUCAGGUUUGGACUCCCCUGGGUAUUCAGAUUUGGCCAACAACUGGUCACAGUUGUUUAUUUUGACACUUAUCAUCAUACUUGAUAUUUCAAGUGUUGAGUUUGCGUGGAUAUACAUACGCUGUAUAUUUAGAGUUUCUAGAUUCUAAAAAAGCAAUAGAGUUCUGUCCAUAAAGUCAGAGAACGAGUGGAAUGUUUGUAAAAUUUGCAAUACGGGUAUUUGAUUGUAUUUUAAAUACAAGAUUUAAAAAAAAAAAAAUCAAAAAAGAAAAAAAAACACCAAACCCUUGUUUCCUAAAUCUCUUGCAUAUUUUGAAGUGCAGUUACUGCAUGCAGGUCACCAGGGCUGUUGUAAACCCUGGCUUUCACUUCUAUUUCUGGAUAUUACAGAAAUAUUCAAAAGUCUUUUCUCAGUUGAUCAUUUUAAAGACAUGCUGCCUGGCCUGAAGUUCUGUUGUCCUUCCUAUGUUGGGUUAAAAAACGGUUUUUUUGCCUGUAUGGGUAUUUUUAAGUUAAGCUGAAAGGCAGAAUGCCUUAGACCCUUGAAACGCACCGGAAGCGUUAACCCUUUAAUUGCCAUUUGUAACCUUAGGGCUGUGCGCUGAAUCCUUGUUCACACCAGGAGGCGUGGCAGGCUGGGCACGGGGAGAUGGUGGCAAAUGUACAAUAUUGCUGUGUUCAUUUAGGUAGCUUUGGAAGAAUAAUUUGUCUCUUUGUUUCACCCUUUUGAUCUUUAUUCAAGCAGCAAAAAGUUCUGCGUGGAAGAAACUCAACACCUGGAGACGUUUUUGGUUGUCAGUGUUCGCAAUCACUUUUCUUACAGCAUGAUUUUGAUUAGACUGGUUGGGGACAAUAAAGUAUCUAAAUGACA